UAACAACUGCCGUGAAAGACGUUCUUUCGGGGCUCUUCAAUUCUUUUUUUAUUCAGUUAAAAUUAAUCAUGAACAUAGAUAACGUUAAACACUCUUGAGACAAAGAUAAAAAUACAAACAGUGGUUAGUAGUUAUACUUUAUGAAGAAUUAUUUUAUGAAGAGAUCAUUCUUUAAACUCAAGAUUAAGAAUUUAACCUGUAGAUCGUCGUUAACUUACAUUUUUCUAAAAUGACAAUAUUUUUAUGGUGCGUUUUAAUAUUAUUCAUCAAUUUUAAUGUGGAAGCUAAGCCAGCACCAGCACAUGCACCAAAAUUAUUAGUUGUAUCUUAUGAUGCAUUCAGGUAUGAUUAUUUUGAAAGAAAUGUAACACCAUUUCUUAAGGACCUAAGAAUUAAAAGUACUUAUACAGAUUAUAUGAGAAAUGUUUUUGUAACAAAAACAUUUCCAAACCAUUUCACAAUAUCUACUGGAUUAUUUGUAGAAACUCAUGGGGUAGUUGAUAGUGAAUAUUAUGAUCCAAAAAUAAAUAAAACAUUCAAAUAUUCUCAUGAACUGUUUCAUUAUAAUAAUGAUAUUCUCCCAAUAUGGAUUCUCAAUGAGAAUGCUGAUGGAAAUAGACAUAGUGGUAUUAUGAUGUGGCCUGGUGGUGAUUAUGAAUAUGAUGGAAAAAAAACUAUAUUUCAUCAAUCUUGGAACACAUCUAUUCCAUGGAAAAAUAGAAUAGAUGAUAUAAUAUCCUGGUUCAACCAUCCUAAGACUCCCAUAAAUUUCGGAAUGUUAUAUAUUGAAGAGCCAGACUUUCAUGGACAUGGUAUCGGCAUCAAUAAUCCUCGAUUUAACGAGAUAUUAAAAAAAUUAGAUGAAAUAACAAAGUAUCUUCAUCAGAAAUUGAAGCAAAAUUGUCUGACUGAUGUCAAUGUUAUACACCUGAGUGACCAUGGAAUGUCUAGCACUACUAUUAACCGAAUAAUAAACUUGACUGAAUUUAUUGAUCCUGCUGACUAUAAAUUUGUAGGAAUAUCUCCAGUAAUAAAUAUUUACCCUAUCGAAGGGAAAGAAACUUUGGUUUACACCAAUUUGAAGAAAGCUUCUACUGUUAACAAAAAUUUUGAUGUAUACUUAAAAGAAGAUAUACCUGAAAGAUAUCAUUUUCAUAAUAAUCCUAGAAUAGGACCUAUUCUUGUCGUUGCAAAAAUUGGUUAUGCUUUCCAAACUCUUUAUGAUAGUUUUCCUUGGUACGAAAAAGAAUUCAAUAUUACAAUUAAUGAAAAUUCUGAAUUUGGAGUUCAUGGAUAUGACAAUAACAAUUCGGAAAUGCAUCCAUUUUUUUUUGGUCUAGGACCUGCUUUUUUGCCAGCAUGUAAGGUACCGCCGUUCGACAAUACAGAUUUACUUCCUUUGUUUUGUGAAAUACUUGACAUAUCAUGUCCUCAAGUGAAUGGAACUUUGAGUAAUCUGAAAACUUGUUUAACAAAACAUCACUAUGAGGCAAUUUUGUAUAAUGGAAUAUACAUAGGUGGCGUGGUUAUUUCAAUUUUAGGAAUUAUAGCUUUAUUUUUAGUAUAUUUAAGAAGACAACAUUCUGAAAAAAAUACGAAAUACAGAAUAUUAAUGCAAGAGGCCGACUUGGAAAAUCAAACAUGGGAUGAAGGGAAACUUGUAUGAAGGCACUAAUAAAUCAUAAAACGUAUUCUAUUUAUAUAUUACGUACAAUGAUGUAAAAUAUAUUUGUAAAUAUAUUUGUAAAUAUAUUUUUGAAUAUAUUUGUGGAUAUGUAUUAUUUAACAUUUAAAAAUUAAUUGUAUAAAUAUAAGUAUUAAUAUAACUUUUGAUUG
Messenger RNA from Phymastichus coffea, 1836 nucleotides. Its product is annotated as ectonucleotide pyrophosphatase/phosphodiesterase family member 5-like. The record is from RefSeq and is a predicted model, not a curated record. The transcript is spliced from 8 exons. Bases 230 to 1666 code for a protein of 478 amino acids. Lineage: Eukaryota; Metazoa; Arthropoda; Insecta; Hymenoptera; Eulophidae.